Messenger RNA from Aspergillus oryzae RIB40, 465 nucleotides. Its product is annotated as RICIN domain-containing protein. The coding region runs from base 1 to 465 and encodes 154 amino acids. The record is from RefSeq and is a predicted model, not a curated record. Lineage: Eukaryota; Fungi; Ascomycota; Eurotiomycetes; Eurotiales; Aspergillaceae. The transcript is spliced from 4 exons.
AUGAGUGAUCUCGAACCCGGCGCAUACAUCAUCGUCCCCCGCCACGUGAGCAACAAACGACUUGAUGUCGACGACGUAACUGAUCCAGAUAAUGUCGAAUUGCAGCUCUAUGAGCCACUUACUGAUCGCGAGAAAGCUGAUCAAGUUUUUGUGUUUGCCAAGUGUACUGAGAGCCAGUACUUCAUCAUCAGUAUCAAGAAUGGCACCUAUCUAACGGCCACCAAUGACGGGGAACCAAUCACUGCUACUGUCUCCUCUCCCAUGAAUAAGCGGAUUCGCUGGAGAAUUCACCCCGUUGGCGAUGGCAGCGGAGCUUUCUACAUUUCCAGUGUUGCGUUCCCCGGCAAGGUGAUCGAUGUCGCCGGUGGAGCCACCGACAAUCAUGCUGAAAUUAUCAUCUACGACCACAAGGACGAUGGUUCUGAGAAUCAGCAGUUCUUUUUGACUCACCCUAAUAACGCUUAG